Phalacrocorax carbo (great cormorant) is the source of this 2138-nucleotide messenger RNA. The record is from RefSeq and is a predicted model, not a curated record. Lineage: Eukaryota; Metazoa; Chordata; Aves; Suliformes; Phalacrocoracidae.
AUGAUGAACAAGCAAGAGAAGCUGGAAGCCUUGGCCCAGUCCCAGAGAUAUGACAUCAUUGCUAUAAGUGAAACCUGGUGGGGUGAGUCCUGCGACUGGUGUGUCAUGAUGGAUGGUUACAGGCUCUUCAGGAGUGAUAAGCAGGGCAAGCGAGGCAGGGAGGAGGCAUUGUAUGUAGUGGAGGAGCUGGAGUGCAUGGAGCUUGUGAUGGUACAGUUGAGAGCCUCUGGAGGGUUCCCAAUUGACUGGAAGCUGGCAAACAUUGUCCCAAUCUUCAAGAAGGCCAAGAGGGAUGACCCCGCUUUAGAUACUGAGCAUGACGUCAUAUGGGCAGGACCUGACCACCUGCACUUGGCGGGGGCCUCCCGGGUGCCUCCUGUCCCCGGCGGCUGGCUCAGCCCCUUGCGGCAGAGUGGGGCGGCCGAGCCGGCUGACCCCCCCAGGACGGACCCUGCGGAGGCAGAUGUGGACUCCCUGGUGCCCACGCACGACGAGCGGGGCCGCCCCAUCCCCGAGUGGAAGCGGCAGGUGAUGGUGCGGCGGCUGCGGGCCCGGCUGGCGGACGAGGAGGCGGCGGGCGGCCAGGUACGGGCCGGGCCGCCCCGGGGAUGGGACGGGGCGUCCUGGCGCUUCUCGCCCUCCCGCCAGGCAGUGCUGGGCCCCUUCGGGGAGCUGCUGACCGAGGCAGACCUGCAGCAGCUGGAGCGGGCGGUGGAGAGCUUGCGGCUGCGGCGGCGGGGCGAGGCGUACCAGGGCGAGCUGCGGCGCCUGGCGCGGGAGCUGCGCGCCCUCCUGCCCGCCCCGCUGCUCAGCAUCACCGUCCGCAGCCCUCCGCCCGCCCCCGGGCAGCCCCUCCCCCUCUGGUGUGGCCGCUUGGCCGGCGCUGUCAGCAGCCUGGCCGCGCUGCUGGCCCACGCCGAGGGGGCGCGGGUCGCCUCCGCCGCCGCCGGCCCCGCCGACGCCGGCGGGCAGCUCCGGGAGACGGCGGGCAGUCUGGCGCAGCGGGAGAUCCGGCAGUGCGGGGUCUGCGUCCGCAGCCUCCGCGGCGCCUUCGAGCCCACCUUGGGGGUGGCGGGGGGCAAGGCGGCCGCGGGGAGCGGUGCUGAGGCCGCCAGCGACUCGGGCAUCAGCUGCGAGGAGGCGUUUUCCGAGGGCGGUGGCUCGCCGGGGCCGGGGCCGGAGCGGGGCAGCCUGAGGAAGGAGCGGAUCGUGAUGCUUUUCCUGAGACACUGGAGACGGUCCGCCUACGGCGCCCCCCGGCCGGCAGCCGGAGACCACCGGGAGGCGGCGGGGACCGGGGAGGGGGGGGCGGCCCGCCUGGCGCGGCAGAGAGCCGCCAUCCAGCGGCUUCUGGGCGGCUGGCGGGACUCUGCCUCCCGCCGCCCCCCGGCACAGCCGCCUCCCGCAGCCGGCCGCGCCCCGCUCUCCCCGGAGCAAUUCGUGGCGACGGCCGGGGGGGAACCGGCCGACUACGAGAGCCUGUCGCUGGAGCUCUUCAUGCUGGGUUAUUUCCGCAUCCUGGAGCAGGAGCUGCCCCCCGAGGAGCGCCGCGGCCGCCACCUCCUCUGCUUCGAGGUGUUCGAGCAGCUGGGCCGGCACGGCUGGCGGGCCGUGCGCGCCUUCCACCGCGCCGUCACCGACGAGAUCGCCGCCGGCCGGCGGGGCUGGCGGGACGGCUUCGACGACAUCAAGGCCAGGUAUUUCGGAUCCCCCCAGAGCUCGAUACGGCGGCCGGGGGAGGCCGGGGAAGACGAAGAGGAGAUCUGCCGCUACAUGGACCGCAGCUUCGCCUUCUGGAAGGAGAAGGAAGCCGAGAUGUUCAGUCCGGAGGAGUGAUGCCCGCCGGCAGGGUGGGCGGGUCCUGCCUGAAGUCGCGGCCUGCAAUAAACACUUUUUCGAUUCUGUCGGAGCUGAGCGAGGCUUCCCGGGGCGAUGGAGAAAGCUUUUGGGUGGCGGGGGACGGCCCCGGCACCCCGACCCCACCACCACCACCCCCGGGAUGGUGUCUUGGCCCCCGGCCCCCCGCGGCGAGGCGGCUGCCGCCGUUUAUUUGUGGCCGCCGAGUAGCUGAGAUAACAUCCUAUAUUUAACACUCGGCAUUGGCAGCCGCAGCCGGGGGUAGGAGGGACAUCGCGGGG